This is a messenger RNA of Lichtheimia ornata, 453 nucleotides long. RefSeq lists its product as uncharacterized. Lineage: Eukaryota; Fungi; Mucoromycota; Mucoromycetes; Mucorales; Lichtheimiaceae. The record is from RefSeq and is a predicted model, not a curated record. Bases 1 to 453 code for a protein of 150 amino acids. The transcript is spliced from 2 exons.
AUGGAACAACCUACAUCUGAUUUAUCCCUUACAACAAGGGAAGCUGCCUUUUCAAUAAUGCUUGCCAGCAUUGGCCUAUGCUGCUUCACAUGGCAAUCCAGUCGAGCAGGAUGGAUGUUUUACAAGGUGCGCAAACCCAUCCAUGCCAUUGUAUUCGCACAAGCAUUCCUAGGAAUCAUUCUUAAUUUUGUAACUUUGCUCGCAUCGUUGACACGAGUCGAUUGCAUGUUUAUUCUCAUAUUUUCAGUCGUUGGUGUCAAUGUGGGAGACAUUGCAUUACAAUCAGUACUCCUAUGGAAGGCAUACUUGGGCAACAAUCGAUCAAAAAUCAUUCUCGUGCUUGGUGCUAUUCCUAUUGUAGGCCUUGCAGUUUUCAUAUGCGCUAACAUCACCAUUGCCCGAUCCACAUCCAUGAUGAGCCAAGGCGUGUGUAACACGAAUUACCGCAAGUAG